This is a messenger RNA of Macroventuria anomochaeta, 883 nucleotides long. RefSeq lists its product as uncharacterized. The coding region runs from base 66 to 839 and encodes 257 amino acids. The transcript has a single exon. The record is from RefSeq and is a predicted model, not a curated record. Lineage: Eukaryota; Fungi; Ascomycota; Dothideomycetes; Pleosporales; Didymellaceae.
CUAAACCGCUCGCCUGUUGCCAACAGCGGCUCGCGCGAUGGAAGGCAGAUGCGCCGCCCGAGAGCAUGACUAAGCUAGUACCUCUUACCUUGUAUAAAGUGAGCUUCAGCAGCUGUGUCUUGCGCCGUACUACCAAGAACAUCUCAACUCAGCCAUACUCACUACUCCUCUUCAUACACGCAGUCUAUCUGCCUCUCACAACGGCACACUACAACAUGGCGCUCUCCAAGCUAGGCCUUGCAGUCCUCCCUGCUCUGGUGACCCUGGUCAGAAGCAGUCCAGUGGCAAGCCCCGAAAGUACCGCUUCCCUCGCCCAUCCUCGCGCAGUUCAUCUCGAUACCUUUGGAACGUUCCAGGACGGUACCUACCAGAUGACAUAUGAGCCGGACGGCACAUCUUCUGUCGUCAUCGUCAACAGCACCGUACCUCUUACGGGUCAGCCCGUCAAGCGCUCCGCCAGCCCUCUAGUGCCACGCGCCUGCGGCAUGGGCGUUGGCUGCGACGGCAUCGCGCUGAAUCACGGGGACUGCGACCGUGCCGUGGAAGGACUGAAAGCGCAAUGCGGCGGCAGCGGGAACAAACUCAGUUACAUAGGUUCUAUCUAUACAAUUGUGGGCGACACGGUGGCCUUUUACUGUCAGUGGGAUACUCAGGAUUCUAAGGAGCCUCGUUGUGUGGCCGACUCAGACACGAAUGCGAAUCUGCUAAUCACGGACUGCUGCGGACUGUAUGGCGCAGGGAGUUUUAGCGAUGUACCAAAUAAGCUUGUGCAGUCUGCAAGAACGUAUAGUUAUGGGUACACGACCGUGGAGCAUGGAUGGUGUGUUGGUGAUCGUUAGCAGGCAAAGGAACAAGCUUAGGUGUUGAUAGAAACGAAAUGCCG